Bipolaris oryzae ATCC 44560 is the source of this 405-nucleotide messenger RNA. RefSeq lists its product as uncharacterized. Gene Ontology annotation, molecular function: DNA binding. The coding region runs from base 1 to 405 and encodes 134 amino acids. Gene Ontology annotation, cellular component: cytosol; nucleus. Lineage: Eukaryota; Fungi; Ascomycota; Dothideomycetes; Pleosporales; Pleosporaceae. The record is from RefSeq and is a predicted model, not a curated record. The transcript is spliced from 3 exons.
AUGUCAGACGAAGAUCUCGAGCAAAUCCGGCGCGCGCGCCUCCAGCAGUUGCAGCAGCAGCAAGGCGGGGCUCGCGGUUCAGGCUCAGAGCAAGAGUCGCGAAAACAACAAGAAGCGGACCAACGCUCCUCAAUCCUCUCUCAAAUCCUCCUCCCCGAAGCCGCCGACCGCCUCGGCCGCAUCCGCCUCGUCAAGGAAUCCCGCGCCACAGACAUCGAAAACCGACUUAUUAUGCUUGCGCGGACGGGCCAGUUGCGCUCAAAGGUGACGGAGGAGCAGCUGAAAGAGAUUCUCGGGGCGGUGGCAGAGCAGCAGGAGAAGGAGGAGCAGAAGAUUGUUGUGGAGAGGAGAGGGGGUGGGUGGGAUGAUGAUGAUGAGUUGGAGGAGCUUAUGAAGGAGGUUUAA